AUGGUUCUACACAUUUUUAACGAUAUCUUGUCCAUCAUAUUGGUCCUUGUGAUCAUCUACGUUUCUCAUUUUUAUUACAAAUACUUUACUCGCGAAAAUCCUAUCCCCGGACCUAUUCCCCUUCCUCUAGUUGGCAAUAUCUUUCUAGUCUUUAGGGAUUUCGGCGAUUGGCCAACUCAACUCCAAAAGAAAUAUGGGGACGUUUAUGAAACUUAUAUAGGCCCCCAGAGGAUUGUUUGGAUCUGUAGAGAAGAUUUGGCUCAAAAAAUGUCGAUACCAUCGGCUCGCAACAACUUUCACGGACGAACGCCCUCGGACAACGACGGCCUUAAAGAAAUUGGAUUUUUGGACUCCGGGGUUGUCUACAACUUGAAUUAUAAAAACUGGGAAUAUUAUCGAAGGUUUUAUGCGAGAUCGCUAUUAAAGCUAUCGUUUAUUGUUCAAGCCACGGAUAGCGUUCAGAAGAUAUUUAGAGAGAUGGAAGAUUAUUGGGAACUGCUUGGAGAAGAUACCGUAUUGAAUUUUCCCCAUUGGACCAAAAGAUAUUUUAUGGAUAACAUAUUUUUUAUGACCGCUAGUAAGCACAGAUACUCAUUGGCUAGCUAUCAUAAUAGUAUUUCGGUUGAUAAAAAGGUCCAUGUGCCCGAAAAUCACUUAAAGGAGGGCGACGCUCUCAUAGAUGCUGUUGACAACUAUAUGAUGUGUCUCAUAUACUUCCUAGCAUUUCCGAAACUUAUUAGAGAAUUCCCGGGAAUCAGAAUAUACACGAAAAAAUUAAAGGAAGGAUUGAACUGGUUAAAUAGGAAAGUCCAUAGCAUUAUCAAAGAAAGAAGAGAAGAGAUUGAAAAAACACCCGAAGAUCAGGAGUUGGCCCAUGAUUUAUUAACAAUGUUUAUCACGAUAAAUACGCCACGUGAUAUUACCGAAAAAAUUGCGGAUAGUUUACACGACAGACCUAUGACUGAUGAAGAAAUCUGUGGACUCUUUAUAGAAAAUUUGUCAGGUGGAAUCGAUACGUUGGCCAAUACAACCAGCUUCAUAAUACAUUAUCUGUCUCGUUAUCCAAAAGUUAAAGAAAGACUGAUAGAAGAGGUUGAUCGAGUCGUGGGGAAAGAUCUGAACCGGAAUAUCACUUAUGAAGAAGUAGGAAAACUCGAAUAUUGUGAAGCAGUAAUUAAUGAAUGUACACGAAUAUUCUCAACUUUUCCCAUGGUAGCCAGAAGUAAUACAAAUCCUGAUGAGAUUGAUGGCGUGAAGAUUCCUAAGAAUACACAAUUCUUUGUUAAUUUACAAGGAAUUCACAGGCGUGAAUCUUUAUGGACGAACCCGGAAGAAUUCAAUCCGGAUAGGUUCUUAAAUAAACGCAAUUCGGAAGUUAAAACCCAUCUUUACACUUUUGGUAGUGGACUGAGGAAGUGUCCCGGAAGGAACUUGGCGACGUUAGAGUUAAAACUCACAUUGGCGCUAUUAUACAGAAAGUAUGAUGUUGAACUGGUGAAUAGGGACGCCCCGUUAAAAUACUUUACCACCAUUCUGAGGACUUGCAGUGAGCUGAAAGUUCGGAUCAAGAGAAGAAAAUUUUAA
Acaulospora morrowiae is the source of this 1584-nucleotide messenger RNA. The record is from the annotation of a GenBank genome assembly. NCBI's taxonomy places the organism in Eukaryota, Fungi, Glomeromycota, Glomeromycetes, Diversisporales, Acaulosporaceae.